AUAAUUUUAUUGUAAACAGGAAGUAUUGAGACCAACUGAAUCAUCAAAUGACAAAAAUAAUCUUAAAAUAAAUAAUACCUAAUCUUAGUCUAAGGCCUAAGUUUACUUAGUAUUCAAAAUAAUAUAAGGCAGAGAAAGAAGUAGAUCUAGAUUUAGAUCUAUACAACAUUUUUUGUGAGUAAAUAUUAAUAAGUUAAUAACCAUGUUUGCCCAAGUACAGCCAAGUUCCUCCUCCAGUCAAGGGAAUAAUUCAGGGCUCUAUGAGGAGGUGAAACUGUACAGAACAACAAAAGAAAGAGAAAAAUAUGACAACAUGGCUGAUUUGUAUGCUGUAAUAAACACACUGCAGAGUUUGGAGAAAGCUUACAUUAGAGAUGCCGUCCUUGCUAAAGAGUACACAGCUACAUGCUCCAAACUUUUAGUUCAGUAUAAAGCUGCUUUCAAACAAGUACACAGUGACUUUUCUACAAUAGAGGAGUUCAUGAAAAAGUAUAGGCUGGAUUGUCCAGCAGCACUAGAGAGAAUCAAAGAAGACAGGCCUAUUACUAUUAAAGAUGACAAAGGAAAUACAAGUAAAUGUAUAGCAGACAUAGUCUCUCUUUUUAUCACUGUUAUGGACAAACUGAGGCUAGACAUUAAAGCUAUGGAUGCAAUUCACCCAGACCUACAAGAACUUGUAGAAACCAUGACACGUCUCAGCCUCUUACCUCCAGACUUUGAGGGCAAACAGAAAGUGCGUAAAUGGUUGGAAACACUUGGCAACAUGCAGGCUUCAGAGGAAUUAGAUGAGACACAGGUCAGACAGAUGCUCUUUGAUUUAGAAUCUGCUUACAAUGAAUUUAACAGGGUCCUGCACGAUAAUUGAUUUUCUGCUAUUUAAAGAAUUCUGUUAUAGUAAAUACAAUAAUAUGCUAGUAUUAUUUUACCAGAUGGGGACAUUUUGGGGAAAUAAGUGUUAAAUAGGAAUGUUAGGCAUCUGACUGUAUUAAAUUAGGGUUAAUUUAUUUCUAAAAAUUCAAAUGCAAUUUUUCCAAUAGUUGUUAAGACAAUUUUUUUUCUGUGGUAUGUUGGUGUAGUGCUUACUGGUUUUGUUCAUAAUAAUAAUAAUAUUUGAAAAAAAAAAACAAUUGAAAUAUUUUUUUUUCAUUGCAAGUAUGUCAGCUUUUUACACUGCAAUCACUGAUACUAUUAAUUUCUGAUCUUUGAAAACAAAGUUAUUAUAUUUGUAACAAAUUUGGAUACGGUAUGAACUUUCAUACUAUGUACAUAGUUCAUUUUCCAAGAAAAUAUAAACAUUGAAUUUUGUGAAUGUCCAAAAUUAUACUUGCUGUACAUAUUAUAAUUAAAGAAGUCUUUUACAUAAUUUCACUGUUUUCUAAUAUUUCUAUCAAUUUUCU
This is a messenger RNA of Physella acuta, 1397 nucleotides long. Its product is annotated as vacuolar protein sorting-associated protein 28 homolog. Gene Ontology annotation, biological process: protein transport to vacuole involved in ubiquitin-dependent protein catabolic process via the multivesicular body sorting pathway. Gene Ontology annotation, molecular function: protein-containing complex binding. The record is from RefSeq and is a predicted model, not a curated record. Lineage: Eukaryota; Metazoa; Mollusca; Gastropoda; Physidae. Gene Ontology annotation, cellular component: ESCRT I complex.